ACCUGGGGAUCAAAGAAUCAAACCCACAAGACCCAGUACCCAGAGCAAGUUCCACCUGACUUUUGAUUUGAAACAGCUGAACCAAUAAAGAGAAACUUCUUAAUACCCAAUUCAAAGGUGACCUCGAACUCAUAAAGCAGGGCAAUGUCUCAACAGAGAUGGAGCCGUUUAAGAAACGGUCCAUCUACAAAGUACCAACCUUCAUUGCAGAUCUAAACAAGAAUGUGUACAGUCCUCAUGCAGUCUCAUUCGGCCCUUACCACCACGGUGAGCCUCCUUUGAAACCAAUGGAGUCUCACAAGAAGCGUUCUCUCCUCAUUUUCUUGAGAAUAGAGCAGAAGUUCAAGUUUCGCCAAAGUGGAAAAAGAGUUGAAAGAUUCAUAUGAUUCACUUGAUCCUAAGUGGCAAAGUGACAAAGAAGGGUUCUUGAAGCUGAUGAUUGUUGAUGGCCGUUUCCUGCUGAAAAUUUUCCGGGCAGCCAUUCAAACUCCGGCCGAUUACGACGCUGAGGAUCCGAUUUUCGGCAAUCACGGGAAGCUCCAUAUCAUGCCGUUUAUCAAGCGGGACAUGUUGGUUUUGGGGGAAGUGACCGACUGUUUUGGGGAAGUUUGCAGCCCACCAGUAGAUCCGCCCUUGAGAGGAACGCCUGGUACUGCGGGAGAACUGGUAGAUCCAAGCACAGCGAAUGCUGAUUUCAUCUCUAGCAACAAAUUCCAUCAAGCAAAUCGUGCAAUCAGAAAAUUUUCUAGCGUCAUCCUCACUGGAGGCGUAGGGAAACUUCUUAAUACCCAAUUCAAAGGUGACCUCGAACUCAUAAAGCAGGGCAAUGUCUCAACAGAGAUGGAGCCGUUUAAGAAACGGUCCAUCUACAAAGUACCAACCUUCAUUGCAGAUCUAAACAAGAAUGUGUACAGUCCUCAUGCAGUCUCAUUCGGCCCUUACCACCACGGUGAGCCUCCUUUGAAACCAAUGGAGUCUCACAAGAAGCGUUCUCUCCUCAUUUUCUUGAGAAUAGAGCAGAAGUUCAAGUUUCGCCAAAGUGGAAAAAGAGUUGAAAGAUUCAUAUGA
Messenger RNA from Ilex paraguariensis (yerba mate), 1068 nucleotides. The record is from the annotation of a GenBank genome assembly. NCBI's taxonomy places the organism in Eukaryota, Viridiplantae, Streptophyta, Magnoliopsida, Aquifoliales, Aquifoliaceae.